Porites lobata is the source of this 13151-nucleotide messenger RNA. Lineage: Eukaryota; Metazoa; Cnidaria; Anthozoa; Scleractinia; Poritidae. The record is from the annotation of a GenBank genome assembly.
AUGUUUCCCCUUCGUGUUUCACUAUCUGGGUUUGUGCAUUGCUUUUUGCGAGUCCUUUGCUUCACUGUUCUGGUAUUGGGCGAAGUUGACAAAGCUUUCGUCAAUGUUAUUGUCCAAAGCGAAGAUGGGCAAAACAGCUCAUUUGCGAACAUCGUCGGCAAAUUUGCAAGAGUUGGAGCUAUAAAACAAGUAGAAGGAGAGCUAAUAGAGGUGAAAAUAAUUUCGCAAAACCCUUCAGCAACACUUUUAUGACGUAACUAAGACAGCAUUUUAAUGCAAGCGAUAUAAUUUUGAAGACUUUCUGUAUGUAGAUAAAACUGGAACCCUCUCCCAUAACGAAGUCCUCGGCAUAAAGAACGAUUUUGUUGACCCCAGUAAUAGCAUAAUAUAUGGAAACGAACCUCGCUAUAGCGAACAAAUUUUGCCAGUCCCUUGGCACUCCAUUAUAUCGAGGUUCCAUCAGGUAAUUAUAUAUUAAUUGAUAGCCUUUACAACACCUGGCAGAAUUAUUCGAAGUUUAUUCAAUGAAGAUAAUUUUUUUUAACACUAAACUGAAAUUACCAGUGAUUCAUUAGCGGAAUUGCAAGUGAGUAAUGUCAUUAAGUUUAAAUUCAGAUGGAUAGUUAUGAUUCAGAAGAUUCUGAUCCAGAUGAGGAUGAUGCAACCCCUGUUGCAGAUGAGGCACGUCAUGGCUGGAUUGGUGUCAUACACAUUCCUGUCUUGGAGUACUACAAUGUCCGUAGAGGCAGCUCUAAGUCCUGGUCUGUCUUGGAAAAGGUUUGAGCUCAACUGCUUUGUUUCAUACGAGGGAUGCAUGAUGUACCAACCAAUAGCCUGAGAAAACAGCCGACAUUUGGCGACGCUACCACUAGUUUCCCCUCCAAAUGACAUCUGAGAAACGAGGGCAGAAAUUCCAUACUGAUGACAGGUCACUACCCAGACCUGGGUAAUGCUUCUGAUUGGUUGAAUCAAAUUUCCCACGCGGCACAACCAUUCAGAAGCACUACCCAGAUCUGGGUAGUGUCACGUCAUCCGUAUGGAAUUUCUGCACUCAUUUGUUAGACAUCAUUUGGAGGGGAAACCAGUGCUGGGGUCACUAAAUGUCAGCUGUUUUCUCAGGCUAAUCAAACAAAUUAGAGACCUUGUACUAUGCUAUUCUAUCAAAAUGUUUUAGAUUUCCAAAUUAAUGUUGUGCGCUUUCUAGAUGUUGAAUUUACAGACUGUUACUAGAACUUUUGCCCUGCAGGAAAUUACAUGUUAACUUCAUAUUUUCCAGUUAGAUGACAACUUUUCUCUAUUGAAGAAUAAAAAAAUGAAUAUAACAGCUGCUUUCAGUUGUGACACCAUACAGAUUCACACUCUCUUUCAAGGGUGUAAUUUUUAUUGAUCCUUGAAAUAAAAUCAGUGCAGAUCAAUUUCUUUACCACCUUUGACCUUCCCAUUAAUACAAAUUUUUGUUUCGUUAUUUUUAAGGUGAAGAAGGCAAUGUUCCUUGGUGCCUCAGCUAUAAUUAUUAUCACAUUGAAUCAGAGGGUGUUAAGAAAGGUAGGGUAUGGAAAUACCCAUGAUAAUCUCAGUUCUACAAAGCUCCUAUCCCUACUCCAGAAACUUGGGUACAACUUUUCAUUGCAGCCGUUUCUGGGAGUUUGGGUGGACAUUAGAAAUAGCUAUGAUUGGUCAAUGGUGCGCAAGGCAACCAUUAACCAAUCACGAGUAAUGCUUUUCCACCCAAACGAUCUCAGAAGUCAUUACACUGAAAGCUUGUAAAUUUCCCUUAUAGUUUCUGGAGUGGGGAAUUGUAGCACUCUUCAGUCAAAGCCUUAAUUAUCAUGGUGCUUUUCAGGGAUAAUGAAACAAAUGAUUUUUAAAUGGAACAUACAUGUAGCAUGGUUAAAAAUCCCAACUGGUAGGAGGCGAACCUGUUGGCUGUUUUACAAGGAUGGCCGAAGACUACAGAGUGGUCAGGGCAGGACUUGAACUUGGUGCCUCUGAAGUAUAAGUCUAGUGCUCUAACCACAUGACCUGCAUGCUGCCUCCAUAAACUUUGUUAUCUACUAGUGCAACUCUUAUAACUUCAAACUUGUCUUGAGCAAAGUAACAAAUUGCCGUUGAGGAUAAGAAAAUCACAAAUUUGUGUUUCAAUGGUUUUAGGGUUACCGGGUAACAACAUGGUAGCCAAUCCCUCCCACAUAAUCUGUGAGAUUAACCCUGUUGAAACUCCUCAGUUAUCUUGCAUCUCUUGUUUAUCACCAGCUGGACCUUGCUCAAAUGUUUCCAAGGCCCAUAGUAACUGUUAAUGGAACAAGAAAUGUUUCUAAAUUAAUGGCUGCUCUUCAAAGGCAAGUGCUCUGUACAAAUUUCAGAUUUUUAUUCAAAUAGUCUGUCAUGAUUUACUAGUAAGAAAUUUUGCAUCAGAUCCGCAAAAUAACAUCCUUCUCGAUCUACGCAAUUCUUCAGAUUGCACUCAGCCUCAUCCAAUUUAAAUCAAGUCCAGUAAUAAGUCCAAAAUCGUGCAUCUUGCUUUGGAAUGCAAAAAGAAAUAAAUUGUGUCUUGUUAUAAUAUUAUUUUGUAUUGUGAGUAGAUAAAUAAAGUAAAACCUGCAUGUUAGAACCCAGUGGUUUUAAAGAAACCUGUUGGCCGAAAUUUGUCACUUAAAUACAAUAUGUAACCAAACAUAUUAGAACCUGUGAAGCCAAGCAAGAUCACACAGGUUCUUGUAUGUGGCUUACAGCCAAAUCUAAGGAGUUUGACUUUGAGAUUGCAAAUCUAUACAACAAGAAUUUUUAUGCUAUACCAAACUGUAAUGCGAAUACCAUACACUGUAUAUGUAAUAAUUACAGUACCGUUACAUAACAGUAAUUGUAAUGCAAAAAAGAUUGCUUCCGGCACAAUUUCACUACAAAUAACAUUUACCAUAAAAAAUAUCAAUAUUAAUUUUUAACACGUAAACUAACUGUCUAUUUGUAGAGGAAAGCAGAAGCUUAGAGGGAUAGUGUCUUAUAACUCUUCUCUAGUUGAACUGAAGGUAAGUCUGGUAGUAAAUCAACUGCCAUAUGUCAGAAGAUCUUUUCCAUGCACAGAAAUGACCAUGAUUCUGCCCUUGUUUGUUUAGCUUCUUGUCACUCCAAUCCCUUGGUUGCAUUUCUCAGGUUCUAAAAUGCUAAUCACAAACAAAAAUAAAAGCGACUUCUGAAAUACACGGUUAAAGAGAGGUUACUAUUUCAAAAAGAUCUUAUUAAUACAUCAGUCAUAUUAGUCUUCUAUAAGACACACUUUUUCAGUUUGAGAGUAAACGUAACCACCAAUUCUCAAUAGAGCAUGCAGAAAAUGUUUAUUGCUUAUUGUUUAUUGUUUUGUUUGCCAUAAGUGAUACAAAGCAAAAAAAAAAUCUAAUUAUUUAAACUCUCACGGCGAGGAAGCCCAAGAGAAGCCACCGGGCUUGUAAGGAAUGGGCUCCCUCAGUUAGAUAAUUAGAACAAAAUAUUAUAAAAUUCAAAUGAUGAACCUCUCGUUACCAUCCCUGUGAAUCCUUGUUCUUGAACUGCUUGUAACAUCACCCUGGUUCGAACAACUUCAGGCAAACAAAUUUCAAGAACUUUUCGAGGAUUUUUCAGGAGCAAAAUACAGUUUUCAAGGACUUUGAUUUAUCUAAUAAAUCGGCAUUGUUAAACCCCCUUUGAUCAACCUACUGGCUAAAACACGUCAUGGAAUCAUUUACGAUUUUUACUUCUUCGACAGUCUUUCGACCAUCUUUGAUCACAUUACUAUACUACUUUCCGCAACAAGACUUUGCAAAAUGACUGGGUAUAACUUGCAGUUGCAUCUGAGGUACAGAAAUAGCUUCGAAAUAUAGAAACAGAAACAAAAUAUUGUUGAUGCACAAAAAUGUUUUACGUUACCCGUGAGUUUUACAGGUUCUUACACCGAGGAUUAGCCAAAUUUUCGUCGGCAAAGUAAUCUAAUUUUACAGAAAAAGGUGUCUGGCGUAGACAAGGUUGUAAAUUUCAAGGACUUUUCAGGACCUAAUACAGAAAUCAAAUAUAUUUUUAAAGGGCCUAGACCGAAUUCAAGGAAUUUUUCUAGACGACUAGUAAAAUUCAAGGCCUUUUCAAGAUUGUACGAACCAUGCAUCACGGUCAAGAACAAUAACUAAAUUGUGCAUGGGGAUGAUCGGUACGGUAGAACCUCGCUAACUCGAACUCGGAUUUCCCCGCAAACACGAACUACAUCUGCUUUCCCUUGAUCAAAAUUUCACUGAAAUUUACCCUGAUAACUCGACUUCCUCGCUAACUUGAACUGUUUUUCGUUUCCGUUCAGAGUUCGUGUUACCGGGGUUCCUGGGUUCUACUGUAUUUUAAACCAUGCACUCUUUGCUAGUGGCCAGAGCCAUGAAGCCUUUUGUUCUUUAAGCUCUCUUUUACCAACUGGAUAAAUCUUGUUACAAUGUUUGAAACUAAGUUAAAAAUAGCGGAUUAUCCUGUGGAGUCGAUUGUUAUACAACAUUGUUAUUUCUUCUAGUUAUUAUCCACACUAACUUUUUGGGCGACCUGUGGACGGCCCAGUGGAUGGGAAGGAGUGGUCUGCCUUGGAAAUCCUGAAAAAGGCACCGAGGUAAUUAAUUAAUAUGUCCUUAGUAAUCACCAAAGGGUCGUUCAUCAUCAGCAUAUCUGCCACUUUUGGUCCCCUGUAGGUCAGUGACUCCACGCACAUCAGACCUACUAUUUAUUGUCACAUACACGAAGACCCCUCUUCAAACCCAAACGCGCUUGCCCUUGCGCGCAAUAUUUUUAACAUCUUUUUGACGUUUUUUUCACUUUUUAUCUAAAUUGACAUAUUCACUACCCACGCUGAAAAAAAAAAUGAAAACUUCGCCUUUACACCUUCACAGCCACUGAAUAGUCAACUGGAUUUCAUUUUUUUGUAUACGUUUUAAUAUGUGAUAACUGAGUUAUAAUUUUUGAACACAAGGCUGAGGAGUGAAGACAUUAUCCUAUCCUACUGAACAAAUGUAAUUAUCAAACCAAGUACCGGUAUUUCUUUUAUGCGACGUGCUACCUUGUAGAUUGUUUGACAAAAAUAGAAAUUGCCACAAAGUAAGAAGACUUGUUUAUAAGUUGUCUCGGGUGUAGUGCAGACGGCAUUGUAACAUGACUUUUAAAUUUUUACGCGGCACAUGUAGGAUGUCAACUCUCAGUUCUUUGGAUCUUCAGCGUUCUUUGCGUCAGUGCUGUUUUGUCUUUUGGUACUCAAGGUACGUUACAAAGAGAACCCUGUUUAAGCCACAUCCUCUCCAGCCUGUCACCGGCUCUCAGUUAAGGUCGACCUACUUUUUCUGGGCGCUUGGUUUUCUUUUCGUUCGCCUCCACCAGCUUCCAUGACAGCCUUGAAGAGGCUACACCCUUUUCAGACCAUCAGUUCGUAAGUUUAUAGAAAUAUGCGUCUCGUAGAGAGUUAAUAUACAGAUAUAGAAACACGUGAAAUUGUAGCUCAUGAAUCAACUCUGGUUUGCAGCCACGCAACAGCAAAGUAAUCGAAAUGUUGAAGUAGCUUCACUCUCUAAUGUUUCUGUAAGAACAGUUUAAGUUGGGUCCCACUCUUGAUAACCUACAAUUUCAUUAGACUUGCUUCUAUAUUGUCGUAGUUCUUUUGUUCCAGGGGUCGGUUCCACUUUUAACUUUGUUUUCUGUUCUCCCAACCAAUUCUGUGAUGCCUUGCACUAGCUGCAACAUCAGCCUAUAAACAGUGAUUAUAGCAAAACAUUUGCUUGCCCGGGCCGCAAGCCCACAACCAAGAUUUGUUUGUUUUGAAAUGAUGCUAAAUUGCAUUAAAGUGAAAGACGAUGGUGAAAUGUAGGACUAUUGACUAGUAAAAGCCCCGUGGAUGAAAGUUUAAAGCAAAAGGCACACUAGCAGUUUCCUUAGCUUUUCUUUUAUUUGCAUUUUUGCGUUACGUCAUUUUUUAAUAUCUUUACAGACCCAGCUCAGCCAACUCUUUCACAACUAUUGGAUUUCGAAAAAAGAGGUAUGAGUUUCCAUCUGCCUUUUCGUUCAGAUCAUCAUUAAACCAUCACGGCGUAUCCUAACGCUACGAAAACAUCCGAAAGCCAGUCUUAAGCGUUUUUCUUGAAUGCCGUUGAUCCGCCGCACAAGUCGGAGGGAACAGCGCGAAAUUUCUGCGAGACCGUAAAAAAUUGACAUUUCUCUUUGUAGCUAUCUCACGGUAAAAAUUAGAUCUCAAGAAAAAUUCACCGCACAAUAUGUAAGGGAACGGCUGAAGUAAACUGCUUCGCAAUGGGCUUGUUUCUUGAGGUGUUAGGCGGGCUAAAAAAGUUUUUUUUGGACAACAGGAUAAAAUGAUAUAAUGUAGGACUUAAAAAACAAAACUUGCUUGACCUCGUUAAGCGACACAUUCAAUAGACGGUCUCUGUCUUGAAAAUUCUUGGAGGAGACCUUUUGGAUAAAGCUCUCGCAUCUCAGAGACUUCGGCUAUGUUUUACUUUUUAGCAAAUGCUGAGGCAAGAGGCGGCACAAGCAAUAGCGAAACUAAAGAUGAGAAAAUACAGGCGAGUUAUGAAAGACUCUCAGCCGUCCUGCUCUACUGCAGGCUCAAAACGGCGGGAAAGGAGAGACGUUGAACUUUGUGCAGUUUGUCUUGAUGAAUUCUAUAAUAACCAGGUAUGCAGAAUUAUAUUGAACUGUAUAACAAUCUAACAAUUCUGUAGAACUCAGACGAUCGUAAUGAAACAGGCAUCUUGCUACGUCUCGUUGAAAUCUCAAAUUUCCGUUAUGUUUAACGUAGUUUAUAACAUUUCCUAAGUGAAUAUUCUAUUUAAAGAGUCUCGGACUCCUUCGUAGAAUAAUAUAUAUUAGAUAUAUUUUUAAUUUAAAUCAGUUUUUUUUUUAUGUUGCUCUGGCAACUCAACAAGUCCUGUGAAAAUAAACCCAUGUGUGCAUGUAUCUAUUUUCUUGAACCUGAAUACUGAGUAUUUUGUGGCUUAAUUUUAUAUAGUGAUAUCCGUUCGAAAUGUCUUUCUCGUUCAGAAAUAUUUUAAUACCAUGUCAAAUUGAUCCUUGCCCAAUGCCGUAUGGUUCAGUCCUAGUGAUAAUCGUUCGAAAAGUCUUUUUCUUUCAUAAACACAUAGAAUGACUAGCCCGGAAGGUUUUAGAUUGAUUGGAUCAAAUUUGCCCUUGCCCAAUGCCGUGUGGCUCAGUCCUAGUAAUCGCUCGAAAUGCCUUUCUCUUGCAUGACCAACAUUGAAUGACUAGACAGGGAUGUUAGUUUACUAUGAGUACCAUAUCAAACAGUUUAUCCUUCCCUUUAUCUAUGUUCAAUCCCCAAAUGCUGUUUUACGUGGUCAAGUGUUCAUUUUAAGCCACGGCUGUCAAACCUUAUUCCUACGUGGCUAUCGAUUAAAUACAUGUAAAGAGCAAACAGUAGGACUGACAAGGUUACCUUAUAUACCUCUCUGCAGUUGGUACGGACUUUGCCUUGUGCACACGAGUUCCAUUGUGAGUGUGUUGAUCGAUGGCUUCUGGCGAAAAGGACCUGUCCAUUGUGUAAAGGAAACAUUAUAGGUCAGUUACAGUAAACAAGCAUUACAGUUAACCCUGUUAAGGGUUCACUAUCACGCCCCAUCUAGUUUUUGUAUGCUAUUGUAUUAAUUUCACUCUUCAUCUCCAUGACACGAUCAACUUGUGUUAAGCGACCUUCAGUUGGCCAUUUCGCCAGGCUGUCCGCUUCAUAAAGGAAUGACUAUACUAUGUGCAUCGACUUGAGCCGCAUUCCUUAGAUGCAUUAAGUCUUAUAAUUUAUGACGCAAGUUGCUAAAAAGAUUUCUUUCACAAUAUUAAAAAAUUAUAAAAAGUUAACGAAAAAAUGGCAAGAAAGCCCAAAGAAACCAGGAUGCUAGAACAAUGUUGGCUUUCCCAACUAACAUUAUUACAAAGACACCGAAUAUCAACUAAAAGAGUGCCUUACGAAGAGAGGAUUCGAAUAACUAUUAUUUUAAACACAGCUAGCAGCCAUGUUUUGAAAUAACGAUUCAACUUGCGUGGGAAAAACUUAAUAUAAGGGAACUUAAGCAAAGGCGCUUUUGAGCGAAGAAGAUCAACCAGGAGUGAGUCCUUUUCUCUUUUAAUAGGCUGAUUUAGCCACAGAACGGGAACGUCAGUUGACGGCGGCGUGAGCAAAUCAAACAACUGGCUUGACCAAUGGCUGAACGGCAAAUUGGGUACCGGAAGUCGAGUUUAGUCCCUUCCGCGCGAUUUCCCGUCGUCAAAUGACAUUCGGCAUGACGUUCCCGUUCUGUUGCUAAAUCAGCCUAACAUGCCUUGAUGCUUCCAAAUUUGUGUUGAUAAGUGUCUUACCUCUCACAUAGACUACUUAACCCGAAAAUUUGGUCAAAGUCACGGCCAAAAAUACAAAGAGGCCACUUUCGCUUGACGGGCGUCGCUUAAAAACGUCGUUGCUUAAGGUGACUCGACCCAGUUUUUUUGGGGGAGGUACCAUCCUACUUUGAAGCUUUCUGGUAUCCCCACCUUUACUUUUAUCGUAAGUCUAACACAUAGAAUGGAUAACAUAUAGAUCAAUCUACAAUAUAACAUAAAAUUUUUGGCGAUCGGAGUAAAUGUCACUUGGUUAUAAUGCCACGCCCCUUUGAGAUCUGAGUCGAAAAUCUGCAACCUAUGGGAAAAGCCCUGGGAACGAGGUUGGAAAAUCUGCUGUUGCCGGUAUUUUUUCGUGAUAAUCUCUCGGCUACACAUAGUGCGCAUAAGUGCCUUGCGCUGAACAGAGUUUCACCAAAAUCGCAAAGACCCAAUUCGAGAAAUUCAGCGGUUUCCAAAUUUAGGUCAUAAUUUAUGCGAAAAUGAUAAGCAAACUUUACACGGAUUAUAUCUAAUAAACUAUGAGAUUCACCUAUUUAUUUUGGGCAUCGUUAUAACGUAUGGGUCCUUGCAAGUCAGCAAAACGCUUUAGGGCCUUGUAAAUGCGCGCGAUUUCGUGCAAAGCAAACAUAUAGAAAUUAUAGUUUUCGAUAUUUGUUCACGUUUGUGAGCGUUUAAGAGUCCUUCUCACGAAGAAAGCAUUUUCUUAAAAAUUCGUAGUUUUUUUUCCUUCAAAUUUUUUCAGGGCCACAAUUGAUUAGCUAACUACCCGGACUCUGAAUUUCAUGGUCAUUGAAAAACUGUGACAUUAUCUUCUAACAUAGGCACGUUCAACGUGCAUGAGCUAUUUUGAAUGCUUCAGUGUAACUAUAAUACUUCGGUGUAACCUUACCAAGAGUGAUGAAUCUACCUUUUUCAUCCUAAAUGUAGAUUUGGUUUUUGUGCGAAAUUGGGUAUUGCGCUACAUAAAUGAAAACGCGAAACGCUCAGCUGAGUCGAUCCUCAACCUAUGUAUUCACUUUCCUCUGUCUUUCCCAGUUACAUCUGGUGCAAGUUAAACAAAUUGUUAAAGUAAAAUAAAUUUCUACUCACCAAACGUUGAUUAGAAGGAAAACUCUAAGGUUUCCUCGGAGUUUCUUAAGCCAAAAUGUGACUCAUCGAAUACUGAAUAGUUACGAAAUACCAGGAUUUUUAUCAUUGAGGUAGAUGGUUGCGUCAUCAUAAUUCACAAGGUUUUCACGUGCGAUUCUACUCAGUGAAACAGUCUUUAACUCCGACAACUUAUUUCUUCAUGUUUUAAAAGCUAUUGCUUCUUAAAAGGCAAGAGCCUUUUUUAAGGCAUUGGUUACAAAACGAAACAGGUCUUCAUACGUCCAAGUUACUAUUUAUCAUUGUGAAAAGCCAAUCUGCAUGAGAUGUACAGUCACACAGCUGGCACGUGAAAGUGUUGGACUUUGUCCCCUUUCGUGGUUCGUACGUGAGGGAAUUCGAGUUAUCACACAAUAAACUGGUAAACAGAAUUAUAAAAAUAACUCUUGCACACAAUUUGCACGUGAAGAUGUUGGUCUUUGGCCCUUUUACAAUUCGUACGUUAAAAAAAAGGCAAAUUGUUUACUACAAAAUUUUCUCAAGCGAUUUUAAGAAAUCACCUCGGCUUCAUUACAACAUCUGCAAUUAAACUAUGUUUCAUGCAACGUCAAGGUUGAUAACCUAACAUUUAUUAACAUUUGUGAGACAGUCUUUAACACCGACAACUUAUUUCUUCAUGUUUUAAAAGCUAUUGCUUCUUAAAAGACAAGAGCCUUUUUUAGGGCAUUGGUUACUAAACGAAACAGGUCUUUAUACGUUCAAGUCACUAUUACUAUUGUGAAAAGCCAAUCUGCAUGAGAUGUACAGUCACACAGAUGGCACGUGAAAGUGUUGGACUUUGGCCCCUUCCGUGGUUCGUACGUGAGGGAAUUCGAGUUAUCACACAGUAAUCCAGUAAACAAAAUUAUAAAAAUAACUCAUGCACACGAUUUGCAUGUGAAGAUGUUGGUCUUUGGCCCUUUUACAAUUCGUACGUAAAAAAAACGCAAAUUGUUUACUACAAAAUUUUCUCAAGCGAUUUUAAGAAAUCACCUCGGCCUUAUUACAACAUCUGCAAUUAAAUUAUGUUUCAUGCAACGUCAAGGUUGAUAGCCUAACAUUUAUUAACUUCCAAGAAAAUUAUCAAACUGCCGAAAUAUAUUUCUGCUCAUUUCAUGUUACUCCACUCAAUAAAGCAGUACCUAAUUAUUGUGUCAACUAGCUUCUUCCAAUUUUGUUCCCUAACGCUACUGUUUCUACUUAAGUUUAUACGCAUCUUUACUAAAUAAAAUACGUUUCAAUAACUAUAAUGCUUAGUAUGCAGGAAGGAUGUAUCAUGUUGUUCACUUAUUAUUCCUUUUUGUUGUUGUUUUGCCGGAACGAAAAAGGUCUGUUGAACUUUGUAAGCGAGAGAAUAAUAUUUCUACAGCUUGUUUACAGGAUUAACAAUACUCGGUACAGCGUUUAAAAAAAUAAGCUGCUUUUCAAACUUCUAAAACCACAUUUUAUAGGCCGCAUACUUUCGAAUUAAAGUCCAUAUCUAAAUAUCAAUUAUUGCUUCACUGGAAGAGCUUUGAAAAUAUAUGAUCGUUUAUACUCUACCUUGAAGCAGGUGAAACACAACUCAUAAAUACGUGCGUGGUACCCUUCGCGAUAGCCGAAUUUGGUCAGAAAUAUCUUGAAGUAGCAUCCACACUAAAAUAUGAACCCUUAAACAGCUGCAUCACUGUACACAGCGUUUGAAUCAUGAAGAUAUUUAAUAUAAUGUUUCCAAACACCUGUAGCCGUACUAAAAGACGAACAAAUUGUAAAGAAUCAAGAUGGCGGUCUUUAAGUGCCCUUGUUCGACCUUUAGCAAUGUGAUUUUUAAGUAGAUGCCAAGAUCUCAUUGGUUCCUUAGCAUCAACUCAUAGUACCUUCAACCUUAUUGGCUCUUGCAACAAACAUCCGAACAUACAAAGUUACAAAGAUACAAAGUUACAAAGUUACAAAGUUACAAAGUUACAAAGUUACAAAGAUACAAAGCCACAAAGAUACAUACGCUCACACCACUGACAUAUGAGCUAUUUUUUCAAAAUAGCUCAAUAAGCCCAAACUUGAGUAAACAUUGAAGAUUUUUAGCGUUUUGGCUGAGUUUGUGCUUUGGGAGUUGUCUAUUAUUUCUAGUCUGUCAUUAUACAGCAUUCUUGUUCAGCACGCGUGCAAUGACUUCCGAAUACUCACCGAGAUAUAAUAAUUUUAGUACAGUGAGACAGGCCAUCGCGUGAUACAUAGAGGUUUAACUAACAAUUUUUAAUCAAUGCUAGGGCUUCUUGCGCCUUUGAAAAAAAAUCAAGAAGUGCUACACACUAAAUCUACUUACUAUUAGAAAAAUAUCAUUUUUUCAUAGCUUUAAUGCAAGCCAAUAAUUAAACCAACUCGUGACGGGAAUAUCUCGGUGAGCAUUCGGUAGUCAGCCAAGCGUGGUCAUUGCACGCGUGCUGAACAAGAAUGCUGUAUAAUGACAGACUAGAAACAAUAGACAACUCCCAAAGCACAAACUCAGCCAAAACGCUAAAAAUCUUCAAUGUUUACUCAAGUUUGGGCUUAUAGAAGAUAAUGUCACAGUUUUUCAAUGAACAUGAAAUUCAGAGUCCGGGUAGUUAGCUAAUCAAUUGUGGCCCUGAAAAAAUUUGAAGGAAAAAAAACUACGAAUUUUUAAGAAAAUGCUUUUUUCGUGAGAAGGACUCUUAAACGCUCACAAACGUGAACAAAUAGCGAAAACUAUAAUUUCUAUAUGUUUGCUUUGCUCGAAAUCGCGCGCAUUUACAAGGCCCUAAAGCGUUUUGCUGACUUGCAAGGACCCAUACGUUAUAACGAUGCCCAAAAUAAAUAGGUGAAUCUCAUAGUUAAUUAGAUAUAAUCCGUGUAAAGUUUGCUUAUCAUUUUCGCAUAAAUUAUGACCUAAAUUUGGAAACCGCUGAAUUUCUCGAAUUGGGUCUUUGCGAUUUUGGUGAAACUCUGUUCAGCGCAAGGCACUUAUGCGCACUAUGUGUAGCCGAGAGAUUAUCACGAAAAAAUACCGGCAACAGCAGAUUUUCCAACCUCGUUCCCAGGGCUUUUCCCAUAGGUUGCAGAUUUUCGACUCAGAUCUCAAAGGGGCGUGGCAUUAUAACCAAGUGACAUUUACUCCGAUCGCCAAAAAUUUUAUGUUAUAUUGUAGAUUGAUCUAUAUGUUAUCCAUUCUAUGUGUUAGACUUACGAUACAAGUAAAGGUGGGGAUACCAGAGAGCAUCAAAGUAGGAUGGUACCCCCCCCAAAAAAACUGGGUCGAGUCACCUUAAAGUCCCCAAGAUCGAUUUCACGGUUAGAACAACGAAUAAAGGCGGUUCAACGAAUACGCUUCUCAUUUGCAUGUUUUCGUCUUUUUAUUUACUCUCGUAUUUUCUUUGCCUUCUUUCAGCAAGUCUUGCUAGUGAAAAAACAGGACCAAUCAAUCCAUGGGAGAGAUUUAAUAUGGGCGAGUCGUCAUUUGGAAAUGAAACAGUCCAAAGACGGCAAAGACCAUUUGAGGCAUUAACUUCAGCUAGUGAUAACCUAGUGACUCAUAUCAGCGGUUGGAAGAAACAGUGCUCACGGACAGGCUCAUAAAAUCUUUGACCACUGAAUGUCAUCAAUAAAACUCGACUGAUUACUGACUGGAAGGAAUUCUCGGGAGC